Molecule: messenger RNA, 830 nt
Organism: Gekko japonicus
Lineage: Eukaryota; Metazoa; Chordata; Lepidosauria; Squamata; Gekkonidae
Product: proteasome activator complex subunit 1-like
Exons: 7
Biological process (GO): positive regulation of endopeptidase activity; regulation of proteasomal protein catabolic process; regulation of G1/S transition of mitotic cell cycle
Cellular component (GO): proteasome activator complex; nucleoplasm; cytoplasm
Molecular function (GO): endopeptidase activator activity
Source: RefSeq, a predicted model, not a curated record
AGGCGGGGGGCUCGGUGGGCGGCUGCCCCUUUCGGAUGGCGGCCUGCCCGCCUCGCCUCGCCCGCCUCCUCCCACGGGAAGUCCCUGCCGGGGCGGCUCUCUCUCCUCUCCUCUCCUCCCCUUCCCUUUCAUUUUCGCUUUGAGGCGUGACGGGCCAGCUUCUCCCCGCUUCCCGGAGCCGCGCCGCCGUCGGGCUUUCGGGGUUCGGCUCGCUCGCCGCCUGCGCUGCUGCAACCCGGGACCAUGGCCGACACCUUGCACAUCUCCCCCGAGCGCCAAGCCCAGGUGGAAUCCUUCAGGAAGAACCUCUGUGCUCAGGCUGAAGAACUUGUUGCCCAGCGUUUCCCAGAAAAGAUUGUGGAGCUAAAUAAUUUUUUGAAGGACCCCGAACUGAAUGUCUCGGACCUCAUUUCUCUCCGUGCUGAGCUAGACAUCCCUGUCCCUGAUCCCAAGAAGGAUGAGGAACGCCGGAAGAAAAAGGAAAAGGAAGACGAUGGGAAGAAAGAGAAGGAUUCCAAGAAAUCAGACGAUGAGGAUAAAGCGCCCCCCUGCGGCCCCGUAGCCCACAACGAGAAGAUCACGGCCCUCCUGAACCGCGUCAAGCCAGAGAUCCAGGGCACCAAGGAGAAGAUGAAUGUGAUCUCUCUGUGGCUGCAGCUCCAGGUUCCACGGAUUGAAGACGGCAAUAAUUUUGGAGUGGCAGUCCAGGUGAGUGCCUGCUUUGGCACACCCGCCCGUUCCCCGCCCAGAUGUUACACGCUGGGUCCUGGUGUUAACAAACACACUCGGCAGUGGAAUGCAGUUUCAAAAACAGGCCUGAGCCCUGGCAC